Messenger RNA from Stegodyphus dumicola, 1287 nucleotides. RefSeq names its product glutamate receptor ionotropic, kainate glr-3-like. Gene Ontology annotation, cellular component: membrane. Gene Ontology annotation, molecular function: ligand-gated monoatomic ion channel activity. The record is from RefSeq and is a predicted model, not a curated record. NCBI's taxonomy places the organism in Eukaryota, Metazoa, Arthropoda, Arachnida, Araneae, Eresidae.
AUGGCACAUAAUGCUGUUGGAACAUCUAGUAUAUCAGAGGGCAUGAGAUUUCCCAACUUCGUCAAAAUUGCUUUCAUGCCAGUCGUUCCAUACUUAAUGUUAAGCAAUGAUGGAACUGCUGCCGGAAUUGAAGGACGAUUUUUAAAGGUUCUUUCAGAAUUCUUGAAAUUUCGGUAUGAAAUGAUAAUGCCACCCGAUGGAGAAUGGGGAGAAUUGAAAGAAAAUGGUAACUGGACUGGUAUCGUGGGCAUGAUUCAAAGGCAAGAGGCGGAUAUGUCGUUAUUGUUUAUUACUUACCCGAGACUGCAAGCACUCGAUUUCACAGCACCGUAUUCUACUAUGAGGAUGGUUUUUGCAACAGAUAUACCAGGACCGCUACCACGUGCAACGUUUUAUAUGAAGGUAUUUCAAACCACUGUCUGGAUUUGCUGCUUCAGUGCCAUCAUUUUAUUGCCUUUGAUAUACCACUUUCUUCUGAAACAAAAGUACUCUUUUAUGCGGAUUUUUUUAGAAAUGAUUGGCACUAUAGCUAUGCAAGGUCUUAACGUCAGAGACAGAGCUAUAAGCGAUAGAUUCCUUAUUAUAUUCUGGUUAUUAUCGGCUUACAUUUUAUCUUGCAGUUACACCGGUAGCCUCUCAUCCUUCUUAACAAUGCCUUUAAAACAACCACCACUACGUAAUUUUAUUGAACUAUCUGGAGCAGUGGAGAAGGGAACUCACAAAUUUUAUGCGCGGAAUCCGUCCCCCAAUAUAGUUCUAUUGAAGAAAUCGGAAUACAGCUAUUUGAGGGUUCUUGGACAAGCUAUAGAAAAACAUCAGUGGAAUGUUUAUGAUCACACACAGCUUUCGGAAAUUAUGGUUAAAAACACCGCAGUGAUGCUGCCUGAGCCUGAGUUACUUUGGAAAUUAGGAGGAGAGAUUGGUGAAACAAAGUACUUAUCGGAUGAUGUGCUUGCCUUGUGGUACAAAGGAAUUGGACUGAGGAAAGGUUUCUGUUGCACAGCAAAAUUAAAUGCUAUUAUAUCGAAACUUCAUGCCUCAGGUUUGUAUGAAAAGUUUAUCAGAGAUGAAACUUUUAAACCUACCGUUGCUCAGAAUGAUAAUGCAACAGAAACAGAUUCUGAAGGGAAGCUGUCAAUGGAUGAUAUAAUGACACUUUUCACUCUUCUUAUUUGUGGUUAUGUCUUAUCUUUCAUUGUUUUAUUAUGCGAGAUUUUUUAUUUUCGCUUAAAGCAAAGUGAAAGGUGUGAAAAAGGAAAAGAAAAAAAAAUUCGAAAGACCUAAAUC